AUGGAAGAUGAAACGAAUGCAUACAUGGAAAUUGCUGCGACAAAAUCACUUUGCAGCAUAGAUGAUAUUCGACUGGUUCAACCAAUCGGACAAGGACAUUUUGGCAGAGUCUGGAAGGCUGAAUAUAACAAGCAUAACGACAAAACUUUAGCAGUUAAACUUUUGAAAGAAAAUGCCCCUGAAACCGAUCUUAAGGAUUUUACCCAAGAGAUAGACACCAUGCUAUCAUUAGAGCCACAUGAAAAUGUAGUAAAGGUGCUGGGUUUCUCAAAAUCAGGUCAGUUGAUCAAGAUUCCGGUUUUCAUUGCCCUUGAGUUUAUGGCCAAUGGGAGUCUGAAGACAUUCUUACGUAGCAGCCGCAGUGAUAAUAUCUACGGGAACCUGCACGGAGGAAGCAAUAGACUGACGUCCAGAGACCUCCUCACUUUUGCUGAACAUGUAGCCAGAGGAAUGUCACAUGUGGCGAAAUAUGGGUUCCUGCACCGUGAUUUGGCAGCUCGCAAUGUCCUCGUCAGUGAGUCCCGUGUAUGCAAAGUGGCAGAUUUUGGUCUCGCGAGAGAUGUGAUUGAGAGUCGGGAGUACCUGAGUAAAUUGCUAGUGCGUAAAAUGUUAAAAAUCCUCUCAUAA
Messenger RNA from Lingula anatina, 627 nucleotides. Its product is annotated as tyrosine kinase receptor Cad96Ca-like. Lineage: Eukaryota; Metazoa; Brachiopoda; Lingulata; Lingulida; Lingulidae. The record is from RefSeq and is a predicted model, not a curated record.